Molecule: messenger RNA, 935 nt
Organism: Paramisgurnus dabryanus
Lineage: Eukaryota; Metazoa; Chordata; Actinopteri; Cypriniformes; Cobitidae
Gene: rp9
Product: RP9 pre-mRNA splicing factor
Biological process (GO): RNA splicing
Source: RefSeq, a predicted model, not a curated record
UAAGUCCGCUCACUCAGUCUUUACCCCGGAAGCAAUCAAACAAAGCUCCUGUGUUUUUGCAAACAUAACUUAACCAAACUAUUAACUUUUUUGGACACACAAAGUGGAAAUAUUAGCAGAAUUUUCCACUAAUAUAUAUAAAAUGUCAGAUCGCAAACGAAGCCGUGAACAUCGCGAGGACAGACAUGAACGGAAGAGACACAGAGAGUCAAAACAGGAGGAGGACAAAUACACGCAUCAAACCAAGAAACUCGUGCAUGAAGUGCAGAAAAUCAAGCAUGUAGAGACUUUUUAUGAAAAUCCUCCACCAGGACUCAUAAAGGAACAUGAUGACAAACCAGAGGAUUGCAUUCCUGACACACCGGGCAAUGAAGAUGCCAGAAACUUUCUGGCUCAUGCCCCCACCAGAGGACUGUGGAUGCCUCUGGGGAAAGAGGUGAAGGUCAUGCAGUGUUGGAGAUGUAAACGAUAUGGGCACAGAACAGGAGAUCGUGAAUGUCCUUUCUUCAUCAAAGGCAACCAGAAACUGGAGCAGUUCAGAGUGGCACAUGAGGAUCCAAUGUACGAUAUCAUCAGAGAGAACAAGCGCAAUGAAAAAGAGACCAGGAUCCAACAGCUAAAACAGCUCCUGCAGGACUCCACCUCAGACUCUGACUCCACAUCCUCAUCCGAUCACAGUCGCAAGAAGAAAAAGAAAAAAAAGGAGAAGAAGAAGAAAGAAAAGAAGAAAGAGAAGAAGAAAAAGAAGAAGAAGCAUAAGGCUAAGGGUAGUGAUGAUUCGGACUCCGACUGAAACAGUCCUGCUUAAAGUCAUUUGCUUAUUAAUAAAAGCUUAUAAGGCCUUUGGUGAAACAGCGUUUCAGAUGGCUGCCUUAUCGGAUGAAGCCUCUUCCCAACUCCCCAAGCCAUCUUCAGAUCUGCUUAAUAAUGCAUGG